Messenger RNA from Harpegnathos saltator (Jerdon's jumping ant), 1965 nucleotides. RefSeq names its product penta-EF-hand domain containing protein peflin (gene Pef). The transcript is spliced from 7 exons. The record is from RefSeq and is a predicted model, not a curated record. The coding region runs from base 299 to 856 and encodes 185 amino acids. NCBI's taxonomy places the organism in Eukaryota, Metazoa, Arthropoda, Insecta, Hymenoptera, Formicidae. Gene Ontology annotation, molecular function: calcium ion binding.
AGCUAUAGUGUUUUAUAUCAGAUACGUGAUUCGUCAAUCUCUCCGUGCAUUUGCAGUUGAAAAUACAUUUUAACAUUUUUAUCACGCUUAUCUAAUAUACACAUAUUCUAUGCAAAUUAAUGGUUUGAGAUCGCAACGCCAUCGGGAGCUGUAGAGUGAUUGAUACUGCAUUCUCCGAUAAAGUACGCUAUUGGCGUGUAACGUCAUCGUUAAUCGGGAAUCUUGUGGUGACAAUUUAAGAAAAAGCACUUUGCAGCAUAAUUUGUAUGCUCUCGUGUGAUUAAAGGGAGUUUUAAUCAUGGCAUAUCCGGACGCAAUGUAUGGCUCCACUGCUGUCGAAUCUCAGGUAAAUCCUGAUGUCCAACGAUGGUUCUCCACAGUGGACAGAGAUGGGAGUGGGCGAAUAACAGCCACAGAACUGCAGUCAGUAUUAGCUAAUGGUCAGGGUGGUACUUUCUCUGACACAGCGUGUAAAUUAAUGAUUGGUAUGUUUGAUAAAGAAAAGAGCGGCACAAUAAAUAUAUCAGAAUUUCAAGCUUUAUUCAAUUAUGUGAAUGCUUGGCUGGGUGUUUUUCGUGGUUUUGACCAUGAUAAUUCAGGCAGUAUACAAGAGAACGAAUUAAGCGCAGCUCUGACACAAAUGGGUUAUAAACUUAGUCCAGAGUUCAUACAAUUUCUUAUAAAAAAGAGUGAUCUUCAUGGUCAUCAGUCCAUCACUGUUGAUCAGUUCAUAGUGUUAUGUGUUCAGAUACAAAGGUUUACAGAAGCAUUUAGAGCAAGAGAUACAGAUCAAAUUGGAUCAAUCACCAUCGGAUUUGAAGAUUUCUUAGGAGUGGCUCUUAAUUGCAGCAUAUAAUACAGAUUCCAGCGACAAGACGACCAGAGCACUCUUUAUCACUUACACACUGAAGAAUUGUUGUAGAUAUAGCUUGCAUUGCGAAUAGUAUUUUUCUAUUUCAGGAAAUAAUGCAAAGAAGAUGUAAAUUUAUGUAUAAUAUAUUCAAGCCCAUACAACUUAUUCAUACUUAACAAUUUACUUUUUUAUGGCUUGCGGUACGAUUAAGUUUUAUUUAGGUUUAACAUUUUAAUUUAAUUGCGUAACAUCUUCCUAAAUUAGAUAUUUAUUAGUAAACAUAAGCGCUUAAAUCGUGUCUUACCGAUUCGGCCGAUGCGUCGUCACAUCAGUACCUCAAAUGACAAAAGUAUAUCUAUCUUGUAUAUUCGUAUGAUAACAGAGAUGAUAUCGAUACGUUAAGAUGAAGAUAAAUAUCACAUGACAAUGUUUUCAUCGUGUAAUAUUUUGUAUAACAUCUCAUAACACACAGACACACACACGCAUAUAUAUAUAUAUAUAUUUAUUAUUAAACACAAUGUAAAAAGGAAACGUUACGAUUGUUCAAAUUUAUCAUUGUACUGUCAUUGUCUUAAACAAUUUUUAUUAGCCAACAUCUACAAUGUCUAGCACAUGUGUCUAUAUUACACUGUCUUUAUGUAGAUUAUUUUAUUCCACAGGCUUACGUGAGUAAGCAAAAGUUUCUCUGAUUUAGAUAUGCUGAGAGUAGCGCGGAAGACUUUCCUAAUUUGUGGGACUACAAUAUUUUAUUGUACCACGUGAAACGAGCCCGAGAGAGAAUACAAGAAUACGAUCGAUUACGAAGAGCAAGGUAUCUUCUAGACGCUAUUUCGCUGGCGAACGACUUGCUUGCCGACGAUUCGGAGAUAGAAGUACUAACGCUCGCCGGCAUAAUAGUGAGGAGAUUAAAUAAGUUGGGUGUGACGAACGUAAAUGCAGACAGAGAAGAUGCGGAGGGAAGAAAGAAGUAAUCUGCGGUUGUAGAGGCACUAUGCCCGGUGGAUAUAGAGGUUGCGGUCAUGGACACGUCGGACAUCCCGGUGUUAACCACUGGUCUUGCUGUGGAUCUGUAUUGCGCAACGGACGUUGCUUAAUCAUGCGAAAACCUAUAC